AUGGCGGGGACAUACAAUGACAUCUCUGUGCUUGACCACUCACCACUAUUUGAUAGGUUCAUUCAAUGUCAAACCUCACAAACUCCUUACAAGGUAAAUGGUAGGGUGUAUCACAUUCCAUACUAUCUGACUGAUUGUAUUUACCCUCACUAUGCCACAUUGAUCCAAUCAAUCAAGCAUCCGCGAAUAGAAAAAGAGAAACAUUUUGCAAGGAAACAGGAGGCCGCACGAAAGGAUGUCGAGAGAGUUUUUGGGGUUUUGCAAGCCAAAUGGGUGAUAACGCAAGGUCUAAUGAGAUUUUGGGAUACAGAAAUCAUAAAGAACAUUACGCAAUGCUGCAUCAUAUUGCAUAAUAUGAUAAUAGAGGAUGAGCGACACCUUGGAAUAGAACCGUGGCAACCACUUGGUGGGGAAAGUAUUCCAGAUAAUUUGCUUCACCAUUAUGAGGAAUGGUUGGGAACUUACAUCCAUUCACGUAUGCAACAGGUUAGGGAUAAGUCAAUUAACGGUAUGCUAAGGAAUGACUUAAUGGACCAUUUGUGGAUGAAUUUCGGGGGAGAGAGUAGUCAUUUGUAG
Tripterygium wilfordii is the source of this 576-nucleotide messenger RNA. RefSeq lists its product as uncharacterized. Lineage: Eukaryota; Viridiplantae; Streptophyta; Magnoliopsida; Celastrales; Celastraceae. The transcript has a single exon. The record is from RefSeq and is a predicted model, not a curated record. The coding region runs from base 1 to 576 and encodes 191 amino acids.